Messenger RNA from Rhizophagus irregularis DAOM 181602=DAOM 197198, 1134 nucleotides. Lineage: Eukaryota; Fungi; Glomeromycota; Glomeromycetes; Glomerales; Glomeraceae. The record is from RefSeq and is a predicted model, not a curated record.
AUGAAGAUAUUUACUGGAGACGAGACCGGACUCGUUAAAUCAAUUACAUUUUCAGAAAAUUCAGAUUAUGCAUCCUCGCCCAUUGUUAAAACAUGGGGAAAAAUCGACAGAAGUAAAAGCAUACAAUUAAUGUGUUAUACAACUGCUUUAGAAAAAAAGAAGUUAAUAGUUGCACGAAAAAAUGGACAAAUCGAUAUUCUUGAUACAAACGAUGGUAAAAUAAGCCAAGAAUUUUUUGAAGCUCAGGUUACUGGCGAACAUAAGUCAAGUGCGCGAUUCGUGGGUUUAUUUGCGAAUGACAGGCAGGUAACAUGUACUGAUAAGGGUAUUGUCCGAUAUCAAUCCAUUUUAGAAGAUAAUUUAUCUACAAUAGAAACAACCCUUACGCUUGCACCAGACUUGUGCCGUUUAAGAGUACAUCCGAAGGAACAUCAUAUAUUUGCUUGCGGAGGCAAGGAACGAGAAUUAUCAUUAUGGGAUGUAAAUUCCUACAAAGAAGGGAUUUGUUUUAUUAAAACUCAAAAAAAAGAGCAAAAGGCAGGGUUGGUUUGGAUGUCUAAAAACGUGAGCCAUGAUUUUUUGGAUUUACGCGUUCCAGUUUGGAUUACCGAUUUACAAUUUCUUAGUGAGCAAGAAACAACGAAACUUGUGGUUGGCACUAAAUAUCAUCAAAUUCGAAUAUAUGACACAAAAGCCAAGCGUCGACCAGUAUCUGAUUAUAAUAUUGGGAAUAAUCCAGUUGUAUCAUUAAUUAUUGGUCGCAAUUCAAACGAAAUAUUUUUCACAGAUACAAUCGGUAAUGUUUUCUCGGUGGACGUGAGAACAGGCAAAAUAUUAGGCCAGUUUAAGGGGUUUGCCGGUUCAGUGACUAACUUAGCGGUUGCAAAUGGACCAUCGUUAUUGACCUCAGUCUCAAUGGACCGAUUUUUACGUAUACAUGAAAUUGGAGCCUCGCGUAAACUUGUAAAUAAAGUAUACUUAAAACAACGGCUCACUUGUGUGAUAGUUGAUGAGUCUGAAGACAAAAUCAUAGGAGAAAGCAAACAAGAUGCCGAAAAAUAUGAUUCAGAAGAAGAAAACAUUUGGGAAAAUAUGAAAGAAAUUAAACCGAAAAAGAGAAAAAUCAAGCACUGA